AUGGAGUCCCCCAGUGCCUACCUGAUGUCUCCCCACAUGGUGAGGAGGUUGCUGCAUGGGUCCGAGGCCCCGCGUUCCCCGCGCUCCGGCGCUUUCUCCCCGCUGCGGCUCGCUGCUGGGCUGCCGCGCGCUCUUUGUCUGCGGCUGGAGCUGGAGGGCGGGGCCCACGCGCUCGGCCCGCCCCCGCCGGCCCCGCCCCUGCGCCGCGGCUGCCCGCUCACCCAACUGCAGCUGCGGGCCAGCCUGCUUUGCGCUAGGAGCUCGGCCGCGCGGGAAGCCCCUCACGUGAACGGGAAGGAGCUCUCCAGGUUGUCUCAAGAGCAAACCCUGGAGGCUUUGCGCUCCUCCAAGGAGCCACUGGUUAUCCAGGUGCUGAGACGCAGCCCCCGCCUCCGGGGGGACAGCUCCUCCCAUGACUUGCAGCUGGUGGACAGUGGUACACAGACUGACAUCACCUUCGAGCACAUCGUGGCCCUGGGCAAGCUACGCCCGCCCACCCCGCCCAUGGCCAUCCUGGAGCCGUACGUCCUCUCUGAGCUCGCCCCCAUCAGCCAUGAGUAUUAUGAACCAGCAGAGUUCACAGAGGGCAGCCAGCCGGAGGCCGACCGCAUGGACGAGAUGGAGUACGAGGAGGUGGAGCUGUACAAGACUAGUCACCAUGACAAGUUAGGCCUGAUGGUCUGUUACCGCACCGACGACGAGGAGGACCUGGGCAUCUAUGUAGGAGAGGUCAACCCCAACAGCAUCGCAGCCAAAGACGGCCGGAUCCGAGAAGGCGACCGGAUCAUCCAGAUUAACGGUGUGGACGUCCAGAACCGGGAGGAGGCGGUGGCCAUCCUGAGCCAGGAGGAGAACACCAACAUCUCUCUGCUGCUGGCUCGGCCUGAGAGCGAGCUGACAAAGCGCUGGAAGGACAGUGAUCGAGAUGAUUUCUUGGAUGACUUUUGCUCUGAGAACGAGGGGGACUCCCGGACUCGCAAGUUGAAGUCCCCCCCUACCCAGCUGCCGGGAGAGGAGGAAAAGGGAGUCCCUGAUGGGGGCCCAGGCCUGAGCAACAGCCAAGAGCUGGACAGUGGAGUGGGCCGGACCGACGAGAGCACGCGCAACGAGGAGAGCUCAGAGCACGACCUCCUGGGCGAUGAGCCCCCCAGCAGCACCAGUACUCCGGGUGCGCUGCGCAGGUUUGCCUUCCAGGGGGAAGCCCUGCAGAGCCGGGACUUCCACUUCAGCAUGGACUCCCUGCUGGCUGAGGGGGCGGGGCUGGGCGCUGGUGAUAUCCCGGGCCUCACUGACGACGAAUGUGAGCGCUACCGGGAGCUGCUGGAGGUCAGAGGGCACCUGGAGAAUGGCAACCCUCUGGGCUUGCUCUUCCCACGAGCCACGGGCGGCACCAGCGCCCUGGACGUCAACCGCAACGAGAGCCUGGGUCACGAGAUGGCCAUGCUGGAGGAGGAGCUGCGGCAUCUGGAGUUCAAGUGCCGCAACAUCCUGCGGGCUCAGAAGAUGCAGCAGCUGCGAGAACGCUGCAUGAAGGCUUGGCUGCUGGAGGAGGAAGGCCUCUAUGCCCUGGCGGCUGGGGAACCCCAGAAGCAUGAGCUGUCCGACAUCUCUGAGCUGCCUGAGAAGUCGGACAGGGACAGCACCAGCGCCUACAACACUGGGGAGAGCUGCCGCAGCACCCCCCUGCUCACAGAGCCGCUACCCGAGAGCCCGCUGCGGCGCGCCACAGCCACUACUGCUGGUGGGAACUCCAACCUGAACCGGACCCCAGCCAGUGCAGCCAGCACCACAGUACCCAAGGCAACCCCCAUGCCGGGGAGCCCUGCCAAGUUCCGUUCCCUGUCCCGGGAUGCUGAGGUGGGCCGGAGACAGCACUCAGAGGAGCGGAUCCGCCGCGGCCCCAAGACAGGUGCGGCCCUGGAGCGAGUGGGCCCAGAGGGUGGUAGUCCCUACCUUUCCCGGCGCCAGCGUGUCCAGAGCCAGGAUGGGGGCGAGCACCUCCACACCUGUAUGCCACUGGCAAGGGGCCUGGAAGAGUUGGCCCAUGGCCCCUUGGGCCUGGCAGGUGGCCCUCGGGUGACCACUGCAGCCCCAGGCGCUGAAGCUCCCCGCAUGGAGUGGAAGGUCAAAGUACGCAGUGAUGGAACCCGAUAUGUGGCCAAGCGGCCAGUGCGUGACAGGCUCUUGAAGGCCCGGGCACUGAAGAUCCGCGAGGAGCGCAGCGGCAUGACGACAGAUGACGACGCAGUGAGCGAGAUGAAGAUGGGCCGCUACUGGAGCAAGGAGGAGCGCAAGCAGCACCUGAUCCGCGCGCGCGAGCACCGGAAGCGCCGCGAGUUCAUGAUGCAGAGCCGCCUGGAGUGCCUGCGUGAGCAGCAGAGUGGCGACAGCAAGGCUGAGCUCAACAUCAUCGCCCUGAGCCACCGCAAGACCAUGAAGAAGCGGAACAAGAAGAUCCUGGACAACUGGAUCACCAUCCAGGAGAUGCUGGCACACGGCACGCGCUCUGCCGAUGGCAAGAGAGUUUACAACCCGCUGCUGUCUGUCACCACUGUCUGA
Messenger RNA from Elephantulus edwardii (Cape elephant shrew), 2559 nucleotides. RefSeq names its product PDZ domain containing 4 (gene PDZD4). Gene Ontology annotation, molecular function: protein binding. Lineage: Eukaryota; Metazoa; Chordata; Mammalia; Macroscelidea; Macroscelididae. The record is from RefSeq and is a predicted model, not a curated record. Bases 1 to 2559 code for a protein of 852 amino acids. The transcript has 9 exons.